Eruca vesicaria subsp. sativa (arugula) is the source of this 1686-nucleotide messenger RNA. NCBI's taxonomy places the organism in Eukaryota, Viridiplantae, Streptophyta, Magnoliopsida, Brassicales, Brassicaceae. The record is from the annotation of a GenBank genome assembly.
AUGGCUUCAAUAGAAUUAUAUGAAGCAUCAAUAGCGUUAUUCUUUUUUCUCAUAUUCUGUUUCUUGUUUAACAAGAAACCCUUUAGUAACUUACCCAUCAAGAAAACCCUCAAAAGCUACCCUUGGAAUUGGCCGGUUCUCGGUAUGCUUCCCGGUGUACUAGUGAGGCUCCACCGUAUAUAUGACUGCAGCGUCGAAGUUUUCGAGAACUCCAACUUGACAUUCCAAUUCAAGGGUCCAUGGCUCUCUGGGAUGGAUAUAUUGGUCACAGUUGAUCCAGCUAAUAUCCAUUAUAUAUUGAGCUCAAAUUUUUCAAACUACAUCAAAGGUCCUGAGUUCCAAGAAAUCUUUGAAGCAUUUGGAGAUGGAAUCAUCAACUCAGACUCAGAGCUAUGGAGGAAUCUGAGGAAGUCUUCUCAGGUCAUAUUCAGCCAUCAAAAGUACCAAAACUUCUCAACAAGUACUACUCGAAGGAAGCUCAAAGAUGGGCUCAUACCUCUUUUGGGUCAUUUUGCAGAUGAAGAGAUGGUUGUGGACUUGCAAGAUGUGUUCCAGAGAUUCAUGUUCGACACAACUUUCAUUUUCAUAACCGGGUCUGAUCCUAGAAGUCUCUCUAUUGAAAUGCCUGAGGUUGAGUUUGCUAAAGCUCUUGAUGAUGUUGGAGAAGUGAUUGUGUUUAGGCAUAUCACACCAAGAUUCUUGUGGAAGAUUCAAAAAUGGAUUGGAAUAGGAACUGAGAAGAAGAUGAUGAAAGCUAUUGCCAUUCUUGAUAGUGUUUGCGCAAAAUAUAUAUUAGCCAAGAGAGAAGAGAUAAGGACAUCACAAGAGAUUACUCGUGAUGCCGAUGAAGAAAGUGAGGAGGAUCUUUUGACGUCCCACAUAAAGCUAGAUAAAACCAAGUACGAGCUCUUGGAUCCUGAAGAUGAUAAGUUCCUCAGAGACUUCACGGUAGGUUUCAUGGCAGCUGGGAGAGAUUCAACGGCUUGUACACUCACUUGGUUCUUUUGGAUUAUAUCUGAAAACCCUAACGUGUUGACCAAGAUUCUUCAAGAGAUCAAAGAAAAUGUACCAAUAAGUAGGAGUGAUGACCAAGGCAAGUCAUUGUACUUAAACAAGUUGGUGUAUCUACAUGCAACAAUAAGUGAAUCAAUGAGGCUAUACCCACCAAUCCCAUUCGAACGCAAGUCACCAAUUAAGCCAGAUGUGCUUCCAAGCGGGCAUAAAGUCAAAUCGAACAUCAAUAUUAUGAUAUUUCUUUAUGCAAUGGGAAGAAUGAAAGAUGUGUGGGGAGAAGACGCGACGGAGUUCAAGCCAGAGAGAUGGAUUUCGGAGACAGGAGGGUUGAGACAUGAGCCUUCUUACAAGUUUUUAUCGUUCAAUGCCGGUCCAAGGACAUGUCUAGGUAAGAAUUUAGCCAUGGAUCUGAUGAAGAGAGUGAUUGUGGAGAUAUUACAAACAUAUGAGAUUAAUGUCGUUAAUGGACAAAAGAUUGAGCCUAAACCUGGUCUUAUUCUUCACAUGAAGCAUGGGCUCAAAGUCAAAAUUGCUAAGAAAUGUUCCAGGUUGGAGUAAGAUGAUCAAGCUAAUUUAUGAUUUAUGAAAUGUUUUAUUUUCUUUCCUAACGAUUUUAUUAAUCAAUGUUCAAGUUGUAUCAAUCUCUUUCAGACAAACGUUGAUAUUAUCAUA